CCAUGGCGGGGACACGGGUCCUCUGCCCCACCGCCCGCUGCCAGACUCCUCCUCCGUCGCCUCCCUUCUCCCCCCAAGCUCGUGGGGCAGCCCCAGGCCGCGACUCACCCGCUGGACCUCCACAGAGCCAAGCUGGGGCCAGGAGCUCCGGGCUGGAAGGACCUUGCUUCCCACCGGCGUCACUGCACAUCGGCCCUGCCGGACCCCUGCCCCGGUGCCGGGCUCCGCGUGGCUCUGUGAACGCCUGCUCUGCCCCAGGGCCAUCGAUUCAUCUUGUGCCUUCUUCCCCCAUGGACCCUCCACCGCAGGGGGGCCGGGGACCCCCCAAGGCCCUGGAGCAGGGCGGCAGCUCCUCCGGGUGCCGGAUGGAGGCCCCUCUGCUGCCUUGUCCUCCAGCGAGGACACACCGAUCUGUCUUCUGGGAAGACGCCUUCCUCCAUGCCGUCACCGGCCCCUUCGGUUUGGUUUUAACCCCUGGUAGUGACUGAGCCGAGCAAUACAGUGUUUGCAAGAUCGCUGUGCCCUCGGGCUGUGCAGCCCCUGGUCCUCUCCUGCCCCUGGUCCCCUCCUGCCUGCAUCCUCUGUCCCUCAGGGAUGCUGGGGUGGGCACUCCGGAAUGCCUGCGCCUCCCUCCACAACCUUUAAAUCUGGGGGGAGGUGUGUGUGUGUGUGUUUGUGUGUGUGUGAAUUGCAGCGAUUUGAUAUCGAGUCGUCAGCUCAUGUCACAGGGACAGCUUUAAUUACAAACGAGCUGCCUGCAAUUAGCCCUGGGCAGUGGGACCUGGAGCCCAGGGGCAGGGGGUGCUGGGGUUGGGGUGCCUCGGUCCCAGUUGCUGCCCUCAGCCCAGCUCAUGCUGCCUGUGGGGCCGUUGUCCUGUGUCCAUCUGUCCAUGCGCCCAUGGCCGUGCCCCACUGGGGGGGCUGUACUUGGGGUUUCACCCAUCUCCGAGGGAGCACCGAGGCUGUGGAAGGAGCUGAUCCCGGGUCACGGCUCUGGGAUGCAGUGAUAGCAGCUUGUCCCCAUGCGGGAGGACACCCGCGGGGACACCGGCUCCUCUCCCCCCACCCCAUGGCUGCAGCCCCUCCUUGCGCUGCCCUGCUUGGGGGGCCCAUGUGGGGCCCCGCAGCCCCGGCCCCGCGCGGGCAGGCGGUGCCGGCGCUGCCGCAGUGGGGCCGGGCACGUCAGACAGGUUUUAUGGCUUCUCCGGAGGAACGGCUUGGCAAGAGGCUGAGCAACAGCAUCGACCGCACCGCGCCCCUCCCCCGCCGCGCCGCCCGCCCUGCCCCCCCCCGCACCCCAAACCCGCACCCAUGGGCGGCUGUGGGGCUGGCCCCACUGUGGGGAGUGCAGGGGGGGGCCAUGCCCUGGGGGUCCUGUGAGAGACUGUGCCCUGUGGGACUUCCCCAGCUGAGGCUGAUACCAGCCUGGUGGGACUGUGGCCAAAGGACUCCUAUGGAGGAUGCUGGGGGCAACCAUGUCCUGGGGGGCCGGCAGGUGGGGAUGCUGGUUAGGGCAUCCCCCAUGCAGGAAUAUUGGGGUGAUGGGACCCUGCGGGACCCCCCUGAAGAGGUGCUGGGGGGCUGUGCCCUGAGGGACCCACACACUGGGGUUCUGGGGGUGCCCAUCUCCCUGCCCCAGCCCCCUGGCGCAUUCCCAGGUGAGAGCAAGGGGUCCCUGUCGGGGACCCUCGAGUGGGUGCCAGGGCCCUGUCCUUGAGCGGGCGUUGCUUGGUAUGCGGGAGCCGCUGCCGGCUUCAAAUCCCAUCGACUUCCAAUGAGCAAUGCCAUCAAUAAAAGCUAAUUGAUGGCACGGCCGCUCCAAAUCAGAUUCCCCAUCCCCUGAAUCGAGUUGAUGGCUCCGCGCCCCGCAGCCAGCCGCGGCAGAAAUUGAAUCUAUUAAAGGAAGAGGCUCCAUUAGCCCGUCCCUUCUGUCUCACAAUCCCUCCGAUGCC
This is a messenger RNA of Strigops habroptila (Kakapo), 1952 nucleotides long. It is a transcript of the gene EFNA4, whose product is annotated as ephrin A4. The transcript has 2 exons. The record is from RefSeq and is a predicted model, not a curated record. The coding region runs from base 617 to 1717 and encodes 366 amino acids. Gene Ontology annotation, biological process: axon guidance; ephrin receptor signaling pathway. NCBI's taxonomy places the organism in Eukaryota, Metazoa, Chordata, Aves, Psittaciformes, Psittacidae. Gene Ontology annotation, cellular component: plasma membrane. Gene Ontology annotation, molecular function: ephrin receptor binding.